GUGUUCUACAGUACACGUGGAUUUGCCUAAAGUUAUCGAGUGUCUGGAUGAAAUCAGCGAAUGGGCCGAUACGUCUUCAUCUAGUAUGGCUGUCCAGCUCCGCGCAGCGUUGACAGACCCCUUUUUCCUUGUGGCUGUUUUCUGUCUUAGUGAUGUUCUCGCGACCACCUUGCCUGUCAGUAAACUGUUACAGAAGUCCUCACUCACUUUGGACGUAGCGACGUCAGAAAUAUCUAACCUUGUGUCGGUUUUGUCUUCGCGCCGUGAGAAUAAUGUUGAGCACUUCAAAGGCAUCUGGAAGAAAAUCGAAGACAUGACCAAAAUUCUUGAUGUCGUCAUUCGAAUUCCAAGAAGAUGUAUCCGUCAAGGAUUCCGAGAUAACUAUUCAACGGACUCACCGCAAGAGUACUUCCGUCUAGCCGUCUUCAAUCCUCUCCUUGACUUCAUUGUGAUGGACCUUAAAGACCGAUUUCCACCCGAAGUAAUACAAGUAUUCAAUUUACCUUGGCUUCUACCAGAGAAUAUGCUAAGUUCUGCGGCUGACUUGGACCUAAAACAAAAAGCCACACAGUUUGUAGACUCAUUUUUUUCAUUGUUGCCUUGCAGUAGUCCUGAAAUGGCAAAACUGCAGCUCAGCGCCGAAUUGGAAUUAUGGUACAGUAAGUGGUCGAGAGGGGAUCCAAACAACUUACCAAAGUCAAAGUCAUCUGCAGAUGUUCUUCAAUCUUGCGAUAAGGAGGCAUACCAGUUAAUUAACCACCUCUUAGUUAUUUUGACUACCCUCCCUGUGAGCAACGCAACCCCAGAAAGGUCAUUUUCAGGAUUGAGGCGUCUUAAGACGUGGCUAAGAAGCACAAUGCGCCAAGACCGCUUAACUGGAUUGGCCCUCAUGCUUACGCACAGAGAUGUUAAUGUAGAUAUUGAAAAAGUAAUAGAUAGAUUUGCUAAGACGAGAGGUGGUAAGCAUCGGCUAGAAUUUGCUUUAUAUUAAUUAAGCUUGACAGUG
Molecule: messenger RNA, 1006 nt
Organism: Homalodisca vitripennis (glassy-winged sharpshooter)
Lineage: Eukaryota; Metazoa; Arthropoda; Insecta; Hemiptera; Cicadellidae
Product: zinc finger MYM-type protein 1-like
Exons: 1
Coding region: 86-991 (301 amino acids)
Molecular function (GO): protein dimerization activity
Source: RefSeq, a predicted model, not a curated record